Molecule: messenger RNA, 369 nt
Organism: Tetrahymena thermophila SB210
Lineage: Eukaryota; Ciliophora; Oligohymenophorea; Hymenostomatida; Tetrahymenidae
Exons: 4
Molecular function (GO): protein binding
Source: RefSeq, a predicted model, not a curated record
AUGGAAAUGGAAAUACUCGCACAUAUAAAUGCACUCAGAAUAUAUCUUAGAAUUCUUGAAUAUUAUGAGUUUCAUUGUUAGGGAACCAUUCGUGCAUCAGGCUUAUGUUCUGCUUUAGCAAAUUGCAUUAAUCUCUCGAAUUUGACAUUUUACCUUAUUGAAAAUUAAAUUGGUGAUGAAGGUGCAUCAGGCUUAGGUUCUGCUUUAGCAAAUUGCAUUAAUCUCUCGAAUUUGACACUUGACCUUGGUGGAAAUUAUAUUGGUGAUGAAGGUGCAUCAGGCUUAGGUUCUGCUUUAGCAAAUUGCAUUAAUCUCUCGAAUUUGACCCUUGACCUUAGGUAAAAACAGUUUAUUUGUUUUGGAUUGUGA